Messenger RNA from Tetrahymena thermophila SB210, 1224 nucleotides. RefSeq names its product MHCK/EF2 kinase domain protein, putative. The record is from RefSeq and is a predicted model, not a curated record. The transcript has a single exon. NCBI's taxonomy places the organism in Eukaryota, Ciliophora, Oligohymenophorea, Hymenostomatida, Tetrahymenidae.
AUGAAAAUUCCAAAGAUAGCUUGCGUUGUUAUUUCAUUAAUAAUAAUAUUUAAUUCUAUAUUAGCUUUAUGGAUAUGCUAUUCAUAAGCUUACAAUACAAAUAUUAAAACCAUAGCUUCACAACUUUAGCAGUUAAAGCAUAAUCUACAGAAGAAUUACAUUCAUAAUUUAAGAGUGAUUGAUCAUCAAAGCAUCUGCAAUUAAAAUGAACAAGUAGUAGAAGGAUUAAUUUCAGAUAAUAAAAAGGAAUAUAAAUUAUAAUAUCUAGUUGUUGAAGAUUAAAAUAAUUAAAAUUAAGUUAUCCAAAUAUGUUAAGAAAUCCACUUUAAUAAUAGCUUUGCAUCAUCUUUAAAGAAUCCGAGUAAUAAAGAUUAAGAAAAGUAACAUCAAUGUGAAUAUAAAGGAAUAAAAUUAUCACCAAACAAUUAAAAUUUAUGCCCUAUUUCGAAUAUUUUAUUUUCUUUAGAAGAAUCUAUUGAAGGUUAUGAAAAAAUUCCAAUAGAUGGUAAUACAAAAACAAAACUUUUUGUUCAAAGAAACAGAAUAGACUCUUCACCUCUAGUAGGAAUAACUUUGGUAAAGUAAGGGGAUUUGCCAUUUUUACACUCAUCUGGUAAUUUAUCUUAUAAUAUGGAAAGUAUUUGCAAAGAAAAGUAUAUGAGCUACGAAGGUUUAUGCCAAUUUGAAUCUAAUCCAAACCUUUUUAAACUUUAAAUAAUUUAAGAAAAUUAGUACCCGAUGGACUAGGAAUGCUCUUAAUUAGAAGUUCUAAACUUUAAUUAAGUUAAUCUAUAUUUCACUAGUUAUAAUUUAAAAAUGAUUGAUUUUACUUUAGCAAUGUUAAUAUUUGGGUUUAAUGUUAUACUUGUAAUAACACCAUUGGUAAUUGUGUUUAAUAAAGUAAUAUAUCUAGAUUCUCUCACUUAAUAUGUAAAGUGGUCUUUAGUGAAUUUACUAUACUACUAUUUAAUAAGGCAUGAUUAUGGUCAUAUAAACUCUGUAAUAGAAAAUAAUUGCUUUUAUACAGAGGAUUUAUUUGACAAAUUUUACAACUAAUCAAAAGAACUUUAUAAUUAUCUGGAUUUUUACUUUUUAUUGUAAGCUUUCCUUAUACUAUUGACUAUUGUAUUAGGUUUGUGCUCUAGCAAAUAAAAGGAGGAACAAAAAGAAAGUGGAAAUAAGUUUACCAGGAUUGGCGAAGAAGAAAUGACUUUUACUAAUUGA